This is a messenger RNA of Penaeus chinensis, 2627 nucleotides long. RefSeq lists its product as uncharacterized. Lineage: Eukaryota; Metazoa; Arthropoda; Malacostraca; Decapoda; Penaeidae. The record is from RefSeq and is a predicted model, not a curated record. The transcript has 2 exons. Bases 131 to 1771 code for a protein of 546 amino acids. Gene Ontology annotation, molecular function: GTP binding.
GUUCUAUCCCUGUGCACAGAUACAAGCGCGGUGCCAGCUUUCUGAGAACCAGUGAGAGAUAGGCGACCCACAGUGAAACACAAUUUUGGUAGCUUGUUGACAACACAGUUAGAAAACGGUACCCAGCAAGAUGGCUGAUCCUAAUAAUGGUGUCAUGUUGGCAUAUCAGUAUGUUAUGACCAAUGAAUAUGGACUACAGCUCAAUCAACCAGUAACACAACUGAAGAAACUUGACGAAAGGAACCAAAUCAAAAUACUCGCCAUUGGCAAGGAGAAUACGAAACCAACCAAAGCCUUCCUGUUGAUUGGCCAAACAGGAGCCGGUAAGACCAGGCUGUUGAAUGCGAUGAUUAACUACAUUAUGAAAGUCAAAUUUGAGGGUAAUUGUAGAUAUACCGUAAAGGAUGAAAUAGGCACCAUGCCGAAAACCAAGACUGAAAGCCAGACAGAGUUUGUGACUGGUUAUCUCAUCUAUCAGCAACCCGGGAUGGCAGUCGAUUGCAACUACCUAAUCAUUGACACUCCAGGGCUAGGGGACACAAGGGGGAGUGAACAGCAGCAUAGGAUAAAGAAACAAAUGGAAGUUUUCUUAACAGACGAGACAUUUGAAAUCAGUGAACUCCAUUGCCUCGGUUUUGUUGUCAAUGGAACAAUCAAUAGGUCUCAUGCUUACCUAAAGGAAAUUGUUACGGAGUUCGAGUCAUUGUUUGGAAAGGACACUAUUAAAAUCACUAAGAUUCUGGCAACACACACUGACGAUGAUACACCAGCAGUCAGCAAAGUCUUAGAUGAUAUGAAUAUCAAAGCAGAUAAACUAUAUACCUUUGAUAAUGGCGUUCUGUACUGUAGUAACCAAGGAAAAAAAGCAGACCUUAGCCAAUUGCAAUGGAACAUUCUUACUAGCAGCUAUGAAGAAUUUUUCGAAGACAUGCUGGUCGCUAAACCAUGCAGUCUGAGGCUGUGCAAAGAAGCCAUUAAAGAGAAGAUGAAUCUUGAGAGAUCAUUGCUGAUGUUGAAAAGGCACAUAGACAAUAAAGUGAAGGCCCUGUUGCAAUGUAGGAACAAGCGAAAGCUGUAUGAAGAAUACUAUACCGCCAUGAGAUGCAAUGAGGAAUUUGAAGGUGAAGAGACAAUCACUGUGAAAGAGAGAUUUCCCAUCAACGGGCGUUUCACUCACGCCCAUAACUGCCCCAUAUGUGAGCAGACAUGUGUAUACCCUUGCACUUCUUGGAGUUCUGCAUUCUGUAGGUGUCCCAGUGGAGAAGAACCUUGUGACUUUUGUCCUUGCAGCAAGAAUGGCCACGAGAAGGAAGGCGAAACAAUCGAAAGCAGACAAGAAAAAAGACAUAUCACAAACGAACAGAUGAGAGACAAAUACGAAGAGGCAAAAACAAACCUGCAGAAUAUGGAGGAACUUAUGGAAACACUACAAAAAGAAACUGACCACCACUCCAAGCAAAUGGCUAUUUACAUCAAGACAAUUGUCAGCCACAUUGAGCGAAUCAAUGAGAUUGCAAGGAACCCAAAUCGCAAGGCUACUGAAGACUAUCUUAGUGAGCUCAUUAGCAAUGUAAAAGAGACGAUGGUAAUGGGUACUUCAGAUGCAUCAGACCAACAUUACAUAACUGAGAUGUUGGAUGCACUUCCAGAGCAAAUAGACCAAAUAGUACUCGAGGUAACAAGCAAGAAGACAAGUAUAAGUGAUCGGUUCAAAGCAAUGACUUCUUAUGCUAAACAUAAUCUAAACCCAUUUGGAAGAAGUGGACAGUAAAAUGGAAAAAGAAACGGAAACGGAAAAUAGAAGCAAGAGGUUUCCACCUUUCCAUUAUUCCUUGGCCAUUUUCGUAGUUGUCGAGUUCCUAUUCUAUCUGAAAUAGGCCACAUCAGUAUUUCAGCGACGGAAAAUUGCAACAAGUACAUUGCUUUGGAUAGGAUUUUUAUAGAGAUUUCUUAUUUUUCUUUCAUUUCCUUUCUUCUCUUUUUUAUGGAGUAGAAAAACCCCGUCAGAAUACUCUAAAGGUUGGGAUCCUUCAUUAUGAAUAAUGUGUAACUCGAAAUCUGAAUAAUCUAAAGAAGUUAUAACUGUUAUAUAACUAACUGCAUUAUAUUUGAAUCGGUGUAUUAUAAUACUAGGAAUUACAUUUUGUAAAUGAUAAGAAAUAUCUAUAGAAAUAUAAUUUCUUUACUGUAUUACUUGUUCUUCUAAUCUCUCUCUCUCUAAGUCCCUCUCUAUAUCUCUAUCUCUCUCCCUCCCUCUCCCUCUCUCCCUCCCUCCCUCCUUCCUUCCUUCCUUCCUUCCUUCCUCCACUCACCCUCCCUCCCUCACCCUCCUUCCCUCUCUCUCUCUCUCUCUCCUCUCCCUCUCUUUCUCACUCUUGAUGGGGUCAUUAUCAAAGAAUAUGUAAUACGCGUAACAUAAGCUAUAUUAUUAUUAUUCAUUCUUUUUUAUAGUUCUUAUUGGUGUUGCCGUGUUAUAUUAAUCUUAUUUUGUUUCAUUUGUUAUUAUUUUAUUUGUAUCUAAUCAUUUAAAAUGUAUUUACAGUGUGAUUCAUUGCUUGUCAUGUAUACUUUGACAUUUAUUGGGUAUAUUGUGAUCAUAAACGUAUAAUAAACUUUUGUUGAAUUAA